This is a messenger RNA of Drosophila montana, 3522 nucleotides long. RefSeq lists its product as uncharacterized. The transcript has 2 exons. Lineage: Eukaryota; Metazoa; Arthropoda; Insecta; Diptera; Drosophilidae. Bases 215 to 2854 code for a protein of 879 amino acids. Gene Ontology annotation, cellular component: cytosol; nascent polypeptide-associated complex. The record is from RefSeq and is a predicted model, not a curated record.
CGCGUUAUUAAUAAAAGCAGCGCUGCUUUGGUUGGGUCUGGCUGGUCGGAUCGGAUCGGUCUUUUGGUGUGGAUCGCUUAGCCCCGGCAGCUGCAUUUAUUCGCAUUUGGCUCUUGCGUCCGUGGAGUUGCACGUUGAGGAAAAGCAAACGGAAAAGCAAAAGAGAAAAGAACGAGAGAAAAAAAGCUAAGAAAAAUCUGAGAGAUUCGCCAGCAUGAAUGUGGAGAAGCUGAAGCGGCUGCAGGCGCAGGUGCGCAUCGGUGGCAAGGGCACGCCCCGUCGCAAAAAGAAGGUCAUGCACCAGACGGCGGCCACCGAUGACAAGAAGCUGCAGAGCUCGCUCAAGAAGCUCUCCGUUAGCACCAUACCCGGCAUUGAGGAGGUCAACAUCAUCAAGGAUGACCUCACGGUCAUACAUUUCAAUAAUCCCAAGGCGCAGGCAUCGCUCUCGGCCAAUACGUUCGCCGUCACCGGCCAUGGCGAGACGAAGAAGAUUGUCGAAAUGCUGCCGGAGAUUCUGCCACAGCUGGGACAGGAGACGGUCGUACAGUUGCGCAUGUAUGCCAACUCCAUGUCCAACAAUCAGAAGGCCACGGCCGAGGGCGGCACAGCAGCAGCUCCGGCUGGCGAGGAUGAUGACGAUGAUGUGCCCGAUCUGGUGGGCGACUUUGAUGAGGUGGCCAAGCUGGAGGCGAACAAACAGCAGGAGCAAGCAGCUGCCGGCAAGAACAAAGAGCAGCAGCCAAAGCCAGCGACAGAGAAGCCCAAGGAGGCAAAGAAAACGAACAAGGCCGACAACAAGCAGCAGCAGCAGCAGCAGCAGUCCGGCAAACAGGAGCGCAAGAAGCAGCAGCCACAGCAGGAAGCCAAUAAGAAGCCGAACGAAAAGGCCAAGGAUAAGCAGGAUAACAAGAAGGCCCAGGGCAAGACUCAAGAGAAGGUGGACAAGAAGAGCGAACCGCAGAACAAUAAGGAGAAAAACCAGUUGCAGGCACAGCCUGCUGCCAAGGAGGAGCAGUCGAAACCUGCUGCCAAGGAGGAGCAGCCGAAACCUGCUGCCAAGGAGGAGCAGCCGAAACCUGCAGCAGCUGCUGUGAACACUCAAAAGAAGGAAACCAAGAAGCCAUCACCGGAACCCAAAGCAGAGCAGACCAAGCCAGUCGAGCCGCAAAUCCCAAUCGCAGCACCUGCUGCCAUUCCGUUGGCAGCUCCAAUCCCAAGCCCAGCCGCAGCUGUGCAGGCAAAGACACCGCCUGCAGUGCAAACAUUGGCACAAAUCGUAGCCGCUGAGCCAGUCAAGCCAGUCGAGCAAAAUGAGAUCCCAGCCAGUGCACCAGCUGAGCAGAAGCCAGCGCCAGCUAAGGUGGAGCUAAAAGCUGAAGCAGGCGCUGCCAAGCAGGAGCAGAAAAUAGCCACAGCUGAGCCUGAGAAGAAACCGGAGCCCAAGCCGAAGGACGCCAGUCCACAACAGGCUGCUCCGCCGCCAGCCAAGCAGGCUGCACCAAAGCAAGUGACGCCACCUCCGGCAAAGCAGGUCACGCCACCAGCUGAAGCUAAAGCUCCAGUGGAGCAACUGAAGCCACAGCCAGCUGCAGCUACGGCUAAGCCGGCAGAGAAGAAACCAGAGGAUGUUAAGGAGGCAGCACCUGGACAGCAGCCACCACAGGCAGCUCCCAAGCAAGUGACACCGCCACCGGCAAAGCAAGCGACGCCAUCUGCGGAGCCCAAGAUUGCCGUCGAGCAACAACAGAAAGCCGCAGCUCCAGCUCCAGUAGCAGCUGCACCAGCUGCCUCACCAGCAGCAGCUCCAGCAGCGCCAGCUCCAACAACAGCUCCAAUUACACCACCAGUAGCAGCUCCAAUUACACCACCAACAGCAGCUCCAGCUCCAAUAAUACCACCAGCAGCAGCUCCUGCUAUAGCUCCUACUGCCCAACCAGCUGCAGUUCCAGCUCAAAUUGCAAAACCAGCAGCAGCUUCUGCUGAAGCAUCAGCUCCUGCAACACCACCAGCAGUUUCUGCUACAGCACCAGCUCCUGCUCCAGCCGCAGCGCCUGCUGCAACUCCAUCUGCACCGCUAGCUGCAUCUCCAACAGCAGCUCCCGCCGAAGCACCAAUAGCAGCUCCUGCUACACCACCAACAGCAGCUCCAGCACCAGCUCCUCCUGCACCACCAGCAGCUACUCCAGCUGCAGCACCAGCUCCCGCAGCACCAACAGCUGCAGCUCCAGCUGCACCAUCAGCUCCCGCUGCACCACCAGCAGCUACUCCAGCUUCCGCUGCACCACCAGCAGCUACUCCAGCUCCCGCUGCACCAACAGCUGCAGCUCCAGCUCAAAAAACAGCAGCUGCUGCCAAUGGCAAAAAACAGGAAGCAGCUCAAAAGUCCAAGCAGCCUAAGCCUGGCCAGACACAGCAACAAAACCAAAAGCAGCCACAGCCCAACAAACCACAACAACAACAACAACAACAACAAAAGCAGGCGGCAGCCAAGCCCGCAGUCGCGCCCAAACCUGAGACGGCAGCUGCCAAGCCAGCUGGACCGAAGCAGCCCGCAGGUGCAGCUAACACCCAGCAGCAGCCGCAGCAGCAGCAGAGCAAGGGCAACAAGGCAUCGCCCCCAAAACAGCAGCCAACAGCUGCUAAAUCAAAUCCCCAGCAGCAGCAAAAGGCUGGCGAUGGUAAGCCCAAGACGCCAGCAAACACACCCAAUUCGCAGGCGUCGCCCAAGGCGUCGCCAUCACCCAAAGCGGGCGCUACGCCCAAGACGACCUCCCCCAAGGCGGGCACACCAACGACCCCCACAGCUGUUGCCCAGCCACAGCAGCCAGCACCGGGCGGUGGCGCCAAUUGAAUAUGAUUUCAAUGCAUUUUCAAAAAGCAAACGUUCGGCGCUGCAAUCGCAGCCGAUAUAUCGAUAGCAUGCUGCAACUGCAGCGCUGCAGUUUAUCGAUAAUGCCGAUACGGUUUUUAAUUUGUGACGAUUACAUUUUCUAUUGAAAAAUAAACAAUUUAAAAAAGAACACCUUAUGAUCGGUUACCCAACAGCUCCUAUUGCUGCUUACGCGCCGACGCCGGCUGCUCACCUUGCUUACCCUGCUCCGGAUUUAGUUUCCACAUGGCGUAGUUCAGGGCGGUGGCAAAUCCCAGCCAGGCCAUAUACGGCACAAACAAAAGGCCGGCCGUCUUGUUCACACGAUAGAAAAGUACACCACAUGCACCGGCCGCCGCUGUAAGCGCCACAAUGUCAAUAAGCGCCUGUGGAUGACACACAAUAGAUAAGAAUCAGCACACUCGAAGGUCAAUUAUAAUGUCUCAACUUACGCCCUUGAUGUUAUGCUUGCCAAAGAAUAUCGGUGUCCAGGCCCAGUUGAGCGCCAGCUGUGUGCCGUAGGCGAUCAAUGGCAAUUGAGCAUCGCCGCUGAAGCCGCCGCCGUCGCGCCACACCAGGUAAGAGCCAUAGCCCAUGCCGGCGUACAGUGAUGUCCAAACGGGUGCAAACAGCCAGUUGGGCGGUCGGAA